This is a messenger RNA of Adineta ricciae, 276 nucleotides long. The record is from the annotation of a GenBank genome assembly. NCBI's taxonomy places the organism in Eukaryota, Metazoa, Rotifera, Eurotatoria, Adinetida, Adinetidae.
AUGUCUGAUGGCCUAUGUAAACGUGGAUGUGCUCCAAUCACUGGUCUUCGUCGACGUGCUGUUACACAAAUAAAUUCAAGCGAUAUGAAUACAACGCUAGUGUCAGCGAAAGCUAAGGAAAUUUGUCAAGUGUACAUCGAUAGUCUUGUUCUUGUUGCACCAAAAAAUCUCACUGAUAGUGAAAUUCGUAACAUUCAAACUGCUUGUAUCACCGAUGUUUCUAAUACUGGUGACACUCAAGUAUGUAGUAUUGUUGAGAAUAAUCGAGCAAUUCGA